AUGGAGGUCCGGUUGGAGCUGGCGGAGGCCACCGCGGACCAGAUGGAAGCAGAAGCGAUCGCUGCAGAAGAGUUAAGAAAAGCUGAUCGUGCCGCAGAGAGGAUCAAGCAAUUGAAGGCUCUGGAGCUGUCUGAUGGAUUUCAGGCCAGUCGUGCCAGCCGCACGAAGCUGCAACCAGCCGUCCUCUCUCAAAGCCCUGAGGCCAUUUUCUUUCAGAGAAACAGAGACCUGGAAGACCCUGCUCCGGAACCGCCGAAGCAGGACUCUGAAGCACCGAAAGCUGAGAAGGCAGCAGCCAAUGCGACGAAUGGGACGAGGACGUGUGACCCAAGCAUCAAGCUCUCAUGCACCGCCCAGCGAGUCAUCACCUUGGACUACCGGCUGUCCAUGGAAGCGGGCUGUUUCGAGUGGGCGGUGCUCGUGUCGCUUUGGCUUGGGAGCGUCUGGUUUGCCUAUUGCUUUUGCGGAUGCCGCUACAGCAACUUCUGCUACUGUCAGAUCUGGACCUGCGCGGUCCUGGUCCUCCUUGCGAUGGCGAGCGUCACCUCGCUCAUGAAGACCAGCUGA
Messenger RNA from Symbiodinium sp. CCMP2592, 567 nucleotides. Lineage: Eukaryota; Dinophyceae; Suessiales; Symbiodiniaceae. The record is from the annotation of a GenBank genome assembly.